AUGCCAUCAUAUGAUAACUGGUUUUGUCACGGAGAGACUCUAGAGCGAUUAGACAAUACCGAAGUAAAUAAUCAGAAGCAGGCAACUGUAAGAGGUGAUGAUAUGAGAGGAAUGAUACAUGAUGCCUUUGGAGGUUGUACGGAGUUUAUAGAUAGUGACAUCAAUGAAAGAGGUAACUUAGCGACAAGAAAGCCUCGUGGUCCUACUUUACUAAAAGAUGUUUGGAAGCUUCCUCCCGGAAAGACAAUUGAUGUGUCGUUUAAUAGUCGUAACCAAUCUAUUGGGAAAGAGGGGCGAAAGCUUGCUAGCUUUCUAGGAAUUGUUGCAAGAACUCUAGAAUUAACACCUCUAAAUGUAGAUGAUUGGAGAAACUUUGACAACGAGCAAAAGAAGAAAUUGGUGGAUUUUGUAAGGAAGAAGUUCUCUUUUCCAAAAUGUGGAGAAGCGUUUGUCUUAAAGUCACUAGGAAUGAAAUGGAAAGACUACAAGUGUGAAAUUAAAGGUGAGUAUAUGUCAAAAUAUAAGACUAAAGACUCUUUGCUGAAAAAUAGACCAAAUCGCAUACCGAGAGAUCAAUGGAGUGGUCUAGUCUCUUAUUGGCUUUCUGAUAAAGCAAAGAGGCGUACCCAAGCAAAGAGAAACAAUAGGGCCAAUCAAAAGAUGCCUCACACAGGAGGAUCCAAAAGUAUUGCUACAUUGAUGCAUGAACAGGCUGAAAAUGGAAUAGAGCCUACACGAGCAGAAAUUUUCUUAUUAACUCAUAAAAAACGUGUGGAUGGUAGACCACUGGAUGAUGAUUCUGCCAAGGCAAUCGACAUGAUAAAUGAAAGGAUGACCAAUAAUGAAAGAUCUACCGACCAACCUCCUCACAAUGUUGCUUGGGAAGGUGAUGUGUAUUCUCAAGUGUUGGGAAAUGAGAAAAGUGGGUAUGUUCGUGGUUUAGGACUUGGUCCAACUCCUUCAGUUCUGUGGGGUAGUAAAUCUUCAGUAGAAAAUAUUGUUGUAGAAGAUUCAUCCAAUGAGGCUGUACAAAGGUUAGAACAAGAAAUAACUAAGUUAAAGGAAAAACAAAAUGAAGAAAUGGAUCUGAUGAAGCAAAAUCAUGAGAAGCUACAAUCAGAAUUACUCCGAAUGAGACAAUUCAUGCAAAAGUAUGCUCCUAAUGAAUCUUUUCCUCAAGAUAUCAAUGACACCUCAAAUGAACAGGUUCCCAACCAUAAUAGCGGUCAAGGAGUACCACAAUCAUCAAGGAUAUCUAGUAAUGCUGAAAUUACUCUACCUCAUGCUUCAGAUGGGAGUUCCUGA
This is a messenger RNA of Solanum stenotomum, 1305 nucleotides long. RefSeq lists its product as uncharacterized. The coding region runs from base 1 to 1305 and encodes 434 amino acids. The record is from RefSeq and is a predicted model, not a curated record. The transcript has 8 exons. NCBI's taxonomy places the organism in Eukaryota, Viridiplantae, Streptophyta, Magnoliopsida, Solanales, Solanaceae.